AUGGUGAGGCCGGCAACGCCAUUGUCGGCGCUGCUUUUUGCGGCCUUUAUUCUGCUGCUUCUCUCCGUCAUUUCCAUACCCCUUACCAAGCUCGUUCCUUUGGGAGAAUUCAAGGACGUCAAGUACGGCGUAUUCGGCUAUUGCCAGGGCGACAAAUGUACCAAGAUACUGUUGGGAUAUCCCACAGGCGGAGUUUUGAGCGAUGACGCCCAAAGCUUCGAUAUGCCCAGUUCCGUACGGCAUACAUUGUCUGCCAUUCUGGUCAUUCACCCUGUUGCCGCAUUCCUUACUCUCAUCAUGUUCUGCUUGGCCGUGGCCGCCCACAUGCACAGUUCAUCCCAUUCAGCGAGAUAUCUCCUUGUGCUUUUCAUCUUUACUCUCCUCACCUUUCUCGUUUGUUUGGUUGCGUUUGUGAUUGAUGUUCUACUUUUCAUCCCGCACCUAGCCUGGGGCACCUAUCUGGUCCUGGCCUCUACCAUUAUGCUCGCCAUCAGUGCCGUCGCCUCAUGCGCUAUGCGACGAGCCAUUGUCAGCAAGAAGGCUCGCCAGAAGCGCAUCGCCGAAAAUGCCGAAAUGAGCGGUGAAAAUUUCUAUAAAGCAGAGGAUCAAAUGAAUUCACUCCCGGCCAUGGCCAGUCCCGUCCCUCCUGUUUCUACUUUCAACGAAAGAACUGCUGCUGGAGGCGACCAUCUUCCAGCAUUUGCUACGUCCGAACAUUUGCGGAAGGAUGACCCAAUUAGCGACGAGAGAAUGCCCCUGACUCAGCGAAGCCCUGCCGAGAACCUCAACGACGUGGAGAGUGUUGGCGAUGCUAGUUUCGUUGCUCCAACGAGGUCAGCAUCUCGAGAUCGUCAUGGGAACCUCAUCAACGGACCGCGUGACACAUACGGCUCACGGCCUUAUGGAAGAGGUCGCGGCGGAAACCAACGCGGAGGUCGCGGCGCUCAUGGCCCUUAUGGUCGUGGUGGCUUUGAUGCCUAUGGAGUGGCCGGCCGGGGACCUGGUAGGGGCAGAGGAGGAUAUGGUCUCCCACCGGGAAGAGGAGGACCUCGUGUUCGAGGCGGUUACCGUCCUCCGAUCCAUGGAGCAUACGGGCCUGGAGACAUGAGUGGAGGCCGCGCACCGCCUCCCGUUGCUGUCUACGGAAACAUGCCACCCGGCCACUUCGACCACAUGUCUCCAGCCGACGAAUAUACCUCUUACGGUCAACCACAUGCAUCUCCGACAUCACUGGAACAUCACUGGGACGGAAAUAACAACAGCUCUGUAGCGGAAAGUCGGGACCUGCCUCUUGCUGAGUCUCCCCCGCCCUUGCCCGGCCAUGCCGUACCUGCUCCGCCCGUCGAAAUGGAUGCUGGCGCAUUUGGUCUGCAGAACGAUAUGAGCAGCAAUACUCAUCAACUUCGGGAUAGUGAUGUCGACGUUGCCGGAAUGGUGGGCUUGCAACAGAGCCGCGCCAUGGGCGAUGGCGGACGAGCUACCUACAUGAGUGACAGCAGCAAGUAUAUCUUCCAAUCCCGCCAGGAGCAGUAUCGCAUGACAACUCGGAGCGAAACUUAUCCCGUGCCGCAUCUCCCGCGCCUUUGUACAGACAGGCUCCAGAGCCUGCUCAGCCGAAUAUGGCCCUUGUUGGAUCAGGGUCUCAUGCCGACUACUAUGAAGAUAGGGACCCUAGAUUCGACGGGCCAGCAGCUCAAACUGCUCAUGGGAACGGGAACCCGCACCUCCGCCCGACUGAACCCAUAG
This is a messenger RNA of Ustilaginoidea virens, 1746 nucleotides long. RefSeq lists its product as uncharacterized. Bases 1 to 1746 code for a protein of 581 amino acids. The record is from RefSeq and is a predicted model, not a curated record. The transcript is spliced from 3 exons. Gene Ontology annotation, cellular component: plasma membrane; cell division site; growing cell tip. Lineage: Eukaryota; Fungi; Ascomycota; Sordariomycetes; Hypocreales; Clavicipitaceae.